AGGGUUUAUAGCUUAGUACACUCCUUCGUGAGUUGGAAACACCCGAACACACCAAUUUAAAGAUUAUAGUACCAGCAUCGUUAAGUGGGAACAAAAUGGCCCAGCAACCCCUGUUAGAGCUGCCAGAGUUCAAAAAUGCCUCUACAGGUACCCUGGUUGUGAAGGAGCCCCUGAAUUACUGGGGAGGAGCGAGAGUGCAGCUGAAGGAUGCAAAGAACUCUGAGCCAGUCUACGAACCUGCAACUGGUCGUGUCCUGUGCAAUUUGGUGCCCUGUGGGCAAGAGGAGGUAGACCAGGCCAUCCAGAGUGCCCACUCUGCUUACCUGAAAUGGAGUAAACUCUCUGGGAUGGAGCGGGCUCGGGUGAUGCUGGAGGCUGCUCGCAUUAUCAGAGAGCGCAGAGAUGACAUUGCCAGGGUGGAGGUCAUAAACAACGGGAAGACCAUCAUUGAGGCCCAGGCCGACAUUGAUUUUGCCUGGCAGUCUAUUGAAUUCUAUGCUGGCAUUGCUCCUACCCUGGCAGGCCAACACAUCCAGCUUCCAGGAGGAUCUUUUGCCUAUACGCGUAGAGAGCCUUUGGGUGUGUGUGCAGGAAUCGGAGCCUUUAACUACCCCUUCCAGAUUGCUGUCUGUAAAUCAGCCCCGGCUCUGGCCUGUGGCAAUGCUGUGGUGUUUAAGCCCUCUCCCUUCACCCCUGUGACGGCAGUCAUUUUGGCUGAGAUUUAUAAGCAGGCAGGAGCCCCAGACGGGCUGUUUAACGUGGUCCAGGGAGGUGCAGAGACUGGCACACUCCUGUGCCAUCACCCCAUGGUCGCCAAGGUGUCCUUCACCGGCAGCGUGCCCACCGGCAAGAAGGUGAUGGAGAUGUCGGCUAAAGGGGUUAAACAGGUGACUCUGGAACUGGGAGGAAAAUCGCCUUUGAUUAUCUUUAAAGACUGUGACCUGGAGAAUGCUGUCAAAGGUGCUCUCAUGGGUAAUUUCCUCACUCAAGGUCAGGUUUGCUGCAAUGGGACGCGUGUGUUUGUCCAGCGUGAGAUCAUGCCGCAGUUUCUGGAGGAGGUGGUGAAGAGGACCAAGGCCAUCUCUGUCGGUGACCCCUUGCAGGCGGGAGCCCGCAUGGGCGCCCUAAUCACCCGCCCACAGCUGGAUAAGGUCCUGGAAUAUGUUCGCAAGGCCAAAGAGCAGGGAGCAAAAGUUCUCUGUGGUGGAGAGCCAUUUGUGCCAGAUGAUCCCAAACUUAAAGGGGGUAAUUUCAUGUCCCCAUGCGUGCUUGACAACUGCAAGGAUGACAUGACCUGUGUGAAAGAGGAAAUCUUUGGCCCUGUGAUGUCUGUUUUGCCCUUUGACACGGAAGAGGAGGUGCUGCAGAGAGCCAACAACACCACCUAUGGCCUGGCCUCUGGAGUCUUCACCAGGGACAUAGCCCGAGCCCACCGUGUGGCCGAGAACCUUCAGGCAGGGACCUGCUACAUCAACAACUACAACGUCAGCCCCGUGGAGGUACCCUUCGGAGGCUACAAGAUGUCAGGUUUUGGAAGAGAGAACGGACUUGUGACUGUAGAGUAUUACUCUCAGCUGAAGACCGUGGUGGUGGAAAUGGGAAAUGUGGAAAGCCUCUUUUAAACAUACAGUUUCACUCUCUGUGGUGGUGAAAUUUGAAAACAUCCAUUCAGACGUGUUUGCACUAGGUUUUGCCUCAGCACGGUGUUAAAAACAGCCUUUGCAGUGUUGGUUGUGUUCCAGAUAUGUGAAACCAUUCCUACCCAUAACUUUGGUCCUCUUGAGGUAGUUCUAUAUUUUUCUAAUGCUGCGGUGAUUAAAGCAAAAUUAACAUUCUUGCGACUUUACUAAUUUUUAAGCACCAACGUUUUUUUUUCAAGUUAUAGACCUUUAUUCUUUCAAUAGAGCACUACAUUGUUACAAAAAAAUCACAUUGUACUAACUGUCUAAAUACAUUUCUAAUAAAUGUACCUUUGCAACAAAAAA
Molecule: messenger RNA, 1985 nt
Organism: Chanos chanos (milkfish)
Lineage: Eukaryota; Metazoa; Chordata; Actinopteri; Gonorynchiformes; Chanidae
Gene: aldh9a1a.1
Product: aldehyde dehydrogenase 9 family, member A1a, tandem duplicate 1
Exons: 12
Coding region: 96-1622 (508 amino acids)
Molecular function (GO): oxidoreductase activity, acting on the aldehyde or oxo group of donors, NAD or NADP as acceptor
Source: RefSeq, a predicted model, not a curated record